Messenger RNA from Phytophthora sojae, 354 nucleotides. RefSeq lists its product as hypothetical. NCBI's taxonomy places the organism in Eukaryota, Oomycota, Peronosporomycetes, Peronosporales, Peronosporaceae. Bases 1 to 354 code for a protein of 117 amino acids. The transcript has a single exon. The record is from RefSeq and is a predicted model, not a curated record.
AUGCACAAGCGAGUGCAAGUGGCAAGGUCGGAACAAGCAAAACGGAAUCAGAAAACGCAAAGAGGAGCCAGAGUGGCGAAUUUCGAUGUCGGUGACUACGUGUUGCGGUCUCGAGUGGACCAAAAACAGAAUGACAAGCUGCUUGUCACUUGGAUAGGCCCGUAUCAGAUCGUUGGUGCAGACGAACACUCUUUCCGCGUGCAGCACCUAGUGACUGGCGCGGAAUCAGACGUACAUGCGUCACGCCUUAAGUUCUACGCGGACGCGUCCUUCGAGGUAACGGAGGAGAUCCGUGAGCACGUGGCUGCUCAAGGCAUUGUCCUGACCGUUGCUGAGCUGAAGGAGCACCGGUGA